Molecule: messenger RNA, 1272 nt
Organism: Trematosphaeria pertusa
Lineage: Eukaryota; Fungi; Ascomycota; Dothideomycetes; Pleosporales; Trematosphaeriaceae
Exons: 2
Coding region: 247-1044 (265 amino acids)
Source: RefSeq, a predicted model, not a curated record
CCAACGCCGCAAAGCCACAACCAGAGGGCAGAGACGCGGCCCGGGCGAAAGCCCGUCUCACCACUCUGUGAGCAGUGCCCCCCGCGGUGUUGCCUGUCAUGUGUUGCUGCCGUGCGGCAGCGAAGCAAUUUCCGACUGUCUGUCAUUGACGAGGGGCAGCUGGAGCCGCGUUGAGGUUGAGGGGCCUUGGACUGCUUUUUCUGUGGCUGAGCUGCGCUUCACUAUUACGGGGCCCAAGUUUGGGCCAUGGACACGGCGGGUUGGCUGUAUAUAAGGCAGCUGGCUACCGGCUGCCGUUGGCUGUUGUUUCGAACCUCACUGACCGACCACUCCUUCCUGGCUUUCACUCCUUCGUGCCUUCCAUUCUGUAUACGCCUGUUGCCUCGCCGACUUGCCCUUCAACCUCAUACACUCCUUCGCCUUUGCCCUUCUGGAGUUCCUCGUCUGCCCGCGCCCUUGGCACCGACCACGGUUCGACAAUGCAGUGCCCAACCUGCUCGGGAAACGGGACUGUCAAGUGCGAUCACUGCGGCGGCCACGGGUGUGGCGACUGCAAGCACACUGGGCGAGAGAAAUGCCCGGUGUGCGAGGGCAGCGGCGACAUCCACAACGACUCGUGAUUCCAUCCGCUUCCAUCCGCAUCGGCUUCCGGAAACGUCCCUCUAUCACAGCCUAAAACAUGUCCGGGGAACGCGUGCUGGGAGAUCAGGGAUCCCUCGGUAUGUUUACACAUUGGCAUCGGCCCCAAUUGCACAUGCAGCUGGGCAGUGUUUGUUUGCAUCCACCUCAGCCUCUUUGCCCGGCAACACUCGAUGGAUCCACGAUUGCUUCGCCCAUCCUAUUUUCUUAUCGCAACACGGCUUUGCGACGCUUAUCGAACGCUGGGAUUGUUGCGUGGUCAGUGGGGUGAUGCUGUGCAGCGCGCGGGCGCAAGGGAGCAUCACGUGCAGGAGAUUAUACCCUUUCGAGCACUUUGCGACAUGGCGCCGAUUGGCCAGACGCAGUUUGACCGUGCUUGAUUGGCCGACGGCUCUGGUAAAUUGAGAUUUGCUGGAAUUUUGAGGACGGGGGUUGGUCCUUUGAUUUGCUUUUUGUUUGCGGCCGAUCUGUGCUAUGACGUGGGCUGGCAUCUAACGGCUGGGGUUCCACCAUUUCGUUUCAACCCCUUUCAACAACACAACUCCAACAACACGGCCCAAUUUCCCUUGUGCGAGCGGAGCUCGGCACUCUCAUUCGGACACGGCAGUUUCUACCUAUUUCCGUCUCAUCUCU